AUGAUAUUUGUAAUCUUUAAUGAAAAUCAAAUUAGUGUAGAAUAUAAUCUUUUAUUCAAACACUUUGUUUUAGGUCAACUUAUUCAGCAGACUGAACAACAUAACAAAACACUUUUUGAAUAUUCAGAUCUCACAAAGUUUGAAUUAUGGAGAUCAUGUUUAUUGAAAAAUGAGGAACUUCGGAAAGAAAUUGAAAAUCAAUAUCCUUACGAAAGAUGUCAUAAACUUGAAAAUAAAUUGCCAAUGAGUAUAAAAAUGCUGAAUGCGCACUUAGUUGACAAAUUUAAAACAAUCGCACGUAUAAAUUAUUACCAUAUUACAUAUCUGAUCAUAAAAGAUGUUUCUGAAGGAAUCGAUCCUGUUAAAAGUAAGAGAAUUGAUGAUACUCAUGGAGAAUAUUUCAAUAAUCGUUGUUCCAGUUGCCAACAUUCUGAUACCAUUAGACUUCUACUUAGUAAAUGA
This is a messenger RNA of Schistosoma turkestanicum, 462 nucleotides long. The record is from the annotation of a GenBank genome assembly. NCBI's taxonomy places the organism in Eukaryota, Metazoa, Platyhelminthes, Trematoda, Strigeidida, Schistosomatidae.